AUGAAAGACGUAGAAUAUAGUUUAGGAGUUAAGCAAAUUUCAGAAACCAAGUUUCAAGGUAAUGCUCCAUUAUCAAAACCUCACCCAUCUUCUCGUGGAGUUUAUGGUGGGAACCUUGCUGGACAAGCGUUACUUGUGGCAAUUAGAUCUUCACCGAAAGGAUUUACUCCACAUGCUCUUCAUUCAUUUUUUGUUAAGGCAACUUCACCAGACUCGGUAGUUGAUUGGGAGGUCCAGGUCAUUAGUCAAGGUAAUAAUUUUUGUAAUAGACUGGUUAAAGCUAUCCAAGAUGGAGAGAUCAAGUACAUUGCCAAUAUUUCGUUAACAAGAAAAAAUUCAAAUAAGGAUGCCACUGAGAAAUAUUUAAACUAUAGGAAAAGGAUAGAAGAACAAGGGGAAGAAGAUGAUGAGACUCAUGUUCAGAAACCAUUUGGCUUUGGAACACCUUAUCCUAAGUGGCUCAAAGAUUCACCUCCUGAAAGUUUGAAUUUAGAUGAUAGAAGCAAAGAGAGACUAAUUUAUCACAAGAUCACUCCAGAAAUGGUUCACCUAGACAAAACUGAAAAUGAAAACGAAAUAGCACCUAGUGAAAGAAAAUUGUCAUUCUAUGUCAAAUGGGGAAAUGACGGUGAAGUUGAGAUAAAGGAUCCUGCGUUCCAAUAUGUUGGGUUGGGAGUUUUAUCUGAUUCGUACUUCUUGACAAGGUUGGCAAGAAUAUUACGGAUUCCUGAUAUUAACCAUUUCAAUACCAUCCUGUACUUCUCUCUUUCAUUGGACCAUAUAAUGUAUUUUCACGACACUGAUUUUGAUGUUACUCAAUGGAUGGGGUUUAGCUUCAAAAAUGUUAGGUUUGCCAAUAAUAGGGCUUUAUUAGAAGGAGAAAUGUAUAAUGAGAAAGGGGUUCACGUUGCCUCCAUUAUCCAAGAAGGUUUGGUACAUUUUAAUGGCAUAGAAGAAAGGGCUAAGUUAUAA
This is a messenger RNA of Debaryomyces fabryi, 972 nucleotides long. RefSeq lists its product as uncharacterized. Gene Ontology annotation, cellular component: peroxisomal matrix. The coding region runs from base 1 to 972 and encodes 323 amino acids. The record is from RefSeq and is a predicted model, not a curated record. NCBI's taxonomy places the organism in Eukaryota, Fungi, Ascomycota, Pichiomycetes, Serinales, Debaryomycetaceae. The transcript has a single exon. Gene Ontology annotation, molecular function: fatty acyl-CoA hydrolase activity. Gene Ontology annotation, biological process: acyl-CoA metabolic process; fatty acid catabolic process.